AUGAUCAUUUUCGCCAUCCGCUCGCUGCUGGCGACGCCGCUGCCCGGCUCGGCCCUGUCGCCGCCGCCGCCGGGCGCACCGAGCUCUCCGCCGCUGCUCAACCUGCUCUUCUUCUUGCAGGACGACACCGGCUACAACGACUUUCUCACCUCCACCGACUACGCCGGCGUUUACAGCGACGCGAACGCCCUGUGGCGGCAGCGAGGCAUCCUGGUCGACCGGACGUACGCGGAUAUGGUUUGCGCGCCCAGCCGGGCGUCCUUCAUCGCCGGCCGGCCGAGUCACCUCGUGCAGCCCAAGGUUUUUUCGCGCUCGCAGGAGGUGACGCUGAUGCAAAAGCUCAGCUCCACUGGCUACCUGAGCUACAUGGUCGGCAAGCUGCUCGAGAACCCGCUCGCGUACGACUCGGUUUGCGGCCAUAAGACGAACAAAUACAACGUGUACUACAUGGAAAACACCGCCUUUGAAAACAGCGCCUCCUCUGCUCUGGACCCCUUUAUGCGGCGGCACUACGCGGACGCCGAGGACUACUACUCGCCGACCGAGCUGCAGGAGGAGGCGUUCCGCUUCCUGAACGACCACGUUGCCAGGUACGGGAGCGCCGGGAAGACCGCCGGCGUGCCACUCUUUCUGUACUUUGCGACGAACGCCAUCCGCGAUUCCGGCGACGACGACUCUCAUCCGAGCCGUUUCUACGCCAAUUGCACGCACGUCGCGAACCCGCAGCGCAGGAAUGGGUGCGCCGCCUCGGCGACCAUCAACCUCGCCAUCAGCGAGCUGACGUCGUACAUGGACACCCUCUCGUCCGACGACUGGCUCGGCAUCGUCUCGAGCGACAACGGAGGCUCUGCUUGGAACUUCAACUCGCCAGGAAACAACUAUCCUCUCCGAGGGAACAAGAACGAGAUCUUCGAGGGGGGCGUGCGGGUGCAGAGCAUGAUCUGGGGGACCUAUCCGCCACUCCUGUCGAGCAGGAUGAUUGGACACACGUACUCGGCGGGGUUCGUAUCGAUUUUCGAUUGGCACGCGACCUUUGCGGAGCUCGGCGGCUGGACAACCGCAGGUGGCGCCGAGGACGACCACAUCAACAACGGGGUCAACUACCUUGGCGACAUCUUGGAGAACCGCACCGCGCGUCCCGAGCUGCUGUUUGUCAGUGGUUCCGGCUCAGCCUUUCUCCUCAACGGGACGUACAAGCUGCUUGAGGCAGUGCCGUACGGGCCAGAGUCGAUGAAUGGGCCCAACUUGGCAACUAAACUUCGGGGGCACGCGUGGCCGGUUCGGGGCGCCAGCACAGAGCUGUACUUUGCCAGCCAGAUCGAGGUUGCAAGCAGUGCUUCUUAUCCGUCGAAUGAGGCCACGUGCCGAAAGCAAAACGGCAAGUACACUGUAGACUCAUGCGGACGGCUCCUUUUUGACAUCGAGGCCGAUCCGGAGGAGUCCACAGACCUUUCCGGCUCAGACGUCGAGCUACUGAACCAGCUGAUCGAUCGGCUGCAGCGAGCAAAGGCCAGCAGUGCCGGGCUAGUGAUGGCGCCCGACAGCGAUAUCGGCCCCGAUGGCACGUCGUGCGCAUCUGCGCCCUCGUGGGACAUCCCGACUUGCGUGCGGGCCACUGACGACUCGAGCGUCUACAACAAGCAGGCGCCCGUGAGCGACCUGUCAUAUGCCGACAGCACAACGGGACGGCCGUGGGCCGAGUGCGGCCAAUACACAAGCCACACGUGGGGCGUCGACCUCGGGAGCGAGGUGUAUGUGCGCUACGUGCGGCUGCAGAACCGCAACGACUGCUGCGCGGAGCGGCUGACGGACGUCGACAUCUAUCUCGGCUCGACGGCGGAGAC
Molecule: messenger RNA, 1844 nt
Organism: Emiliania huxleyi CCMP1516
Lineage: Eukaryota; Haptophyta; Isochrysidales; Noelaerhabdaceae
Exons: 5
Source: RefSeq, a predicted model, not a curated record